Molecule: messenger RNA, 2213 nt
Organism: [Torrubiella] hemipterigena
Lineage: Eukaryota; Fungi; Ascomycota; Sordariomycetes; Hypocreales; Clavicipitaceae
Source: the annotation of a GenBank genome assembly
CAGCAACCAUUAGCCCGAGGCUGCCUAAAACCACUUACAGCCGCACCACCCCCAGAAAGUCAUAAGAAAAAAGAUGCGAUUUCUCCUUUAACAAAAAACAUGUUUUGAAUACUUGAUGCUUGAGAUUUAAUCCAAACACUUGUCUCUACAUCACACGACAACCGACAACAAAAUAUCCCCCACGACGCUGUAAGCGACACCCCAUCGACAUCAUGAGCUCGUUACCGCACGACGCUCCGCCUCACGGCGACGAAGCUCCUCCGCCAUACUCCGAAAACGACAUCUACUCAACCUCCGGCGCUGCCCAGUCCAUCGCCGGAUCAGCAAACAGCCGAGGCGACGAAAGCCUGGGCACAUCCGAGAUCAUCUACACACCGCCCGCUACUCCCGGAGGCUUCGCCGAGACGAACAACCAGGGCGCCACCCAGUACAUUGAUUCCCGCCCAGUACCGGCCAACAUCCCCGGCGGCACCACAGUGAAGCUCAUUACGCUUACCGAAGAGUCCAUUGCAGACGAUUUCGCAUACGACCACAGCCUUGCCAGUCGUGACGUCAACUCCCAGGACUGGGCCACCUUUAUCAACUUUCUCCUGCCCGAUCACACGACGAGGGGCAACGACGUCAUUCUCGACCGCAAGCUUCGCGAAGAAGCACAGAGCGAGGCAGCCAGUAGCAGUGGUCGAUCGGAAGCUGCAACAGCACACCUUGAAGGGCUGCGUGAGCGCGGAUUCCGUCUCUCGCCAGAAGAGCUUGCCCACCAACGCACAGUGGCUAGAGGUACUGUCCAGCAAUGGAACCGAGGCUUCUUCGGUCCCCGCGGUAUCGAAAUCCGCGUCAAUAUACAAGAUGGCCCACCAUCAGAUAUGCCUGGGUCAUGGAAUCCUGCUUUUUCAGAGCCACCGCAAACUGCAAGUCGGGCUACCCAACCCACCGCUGCUGCCGCUGCUAGACAGGCUUUCAACGUGGGCGGUCUGGUAAUGGACUCUGAAGGCAUACGCUGGGGCAAUUCUGUUACUAUGGACAGCAAUGGAAUUCGUGUUGGCAAUCUAGUUAUGGAUAGCAAGGGCAUUAGAAUGGGUGGUGCAUCGGGAGGUUCUUCCGCGGUGCCAGGCCCAGAUGCUCGUGGGCUUCCCAACCAGGGACACAUGCACCAUGGCCAUCCAUCUGAGCGCGGCCGUGGCCAUAUGCCCGGUGGAUUCCCACAACGUCGCCGCUCUCUAUCAGCUUCAUCUGUCUCCUCAAGCUCUAGCGAGUCCUCGGUUGGCUCACUACCCGACUACGACGACGUCAAGGAGGCUCAGAUGCCCGUCUACCUAUCCAUUCUUCAAGAUCUUACCGCAAACCCGGAGAAGAUUCGCUCCAGAGGGGAUCUAAACCACGCCAGAGCCGCAAUCAAGGCCGCGAAAGCCAAUCCGGUCAACCCUGCUCUGAACAAAGCCACACUCAAAGCCCAAAUCAAGGGCCUGCACCAGGUGUGGAAGAAGAUUAAGAAAGACCAGAAGAGGCUCCAGCGAGAAGAGCGCCGCGUUCGUAGAAAGCAGCGCAAGGGAGAACGCAGGGAAUACCGCAAGAAUAAGCGGGAGAUGAAAAAGGCCAUCAAGACAAAUCCGUGGGCCUAUCUCGCCCAAGCAACCGGCCAGCCUCCCAUGCCUCCAGGUGCUCCAGGCGCACCACCUCCGCCUAUGCCUCCCAUGCCGGGCCAAUUCCCCGUGCACCCGCCUCACCCUCACCAUCCUUUCCACCAACACCACCAACACCAAGACAGAUGCGGUAUGGGGCGCAGUCGCGGGCGAGGGCUGUUUCAGCCUGGGCCAUCAGGGAUGCCGGGUCCAUCUUGUCCACCAGGGCCCUGGGGACGGGGCCGGCAUCAGUUUCCAACACGCGGUGGCUUCCCGUUUGCUGAUACUCGCGGAGCACCGGGACCAGGACCGGACCCAGAGAGCGUGGCAUCAAUGGCCAGGGAGCAGGCAGCAGCAAGCUUGCGAAGCGAGAUUGAAAAGCAGCAAAAAGUAGCAGACUCACUUGAAGAUGGGCCUCAUAAACGAGGUAUCGAGAAAGCGAUUGAGGCCAUGACCGAGUCACUUUCAUCUUUACAGGUUGAUGGAGAUCAUACGCCAAACUACCACCAGUAAAGAAGAAGGAAAAAACAUCGUCCUUUUGGUUAAUAGCAUAGCGUUGUGAUUAUUGUACUUUUAUAAUAAAUAGUCAACUUU